Messenger RNA from Ictalurus punctatus (channel catfish), 1411 nucleotides. RefSeq names its product histone H3. NCBI's taxonomy places the organism in Eukaryota, Metazoa, Chordata, Actinopteri, Siluriformes, Ictaluridae. The transcript has a single exon. The record is from RefSeq and is a predicted model, not a curated record. Gene Ontology annotation, molecular function: DNA binding; structural constituent of chromatin; protein heterodimerization activity. Bases 945 to 1355 code for a protein of 136 amino acids. Gene Ontology annotation, cellular component: nucleosome.
AACCGGCGGAAAGGCUAGAGCUAAAGCCAAGACUCGUUCAUCCAGGGCUGGACUUCAGUUCCCCGUGGGACGUGUGCACAGGCUUCUGCGUAAAGGCAACUAUGCCGAGCGCGUCGGUGCCGGCGCUCCGGUCUACCUGGCCGCAGUGUUGGAGUAUCUGACCGCUGAGAUCCUGGAGUUGGCCGGUAACGCCGCCCGUGAUAAUAAGAAGACUCGUAUCAUUCCCCGCCACUUGCAGCUCGCCGUGCGUAACGACGAGGAGCUGAACAAACUGCUUGGCGGAGUAACCAUCGCUCAAGGUGGUGUGCUACCCAACAUUCAGGCUGUGCUUCUGCCUAAAAAGACCGAGAAGGCCGUCAAGACCAAGUAAACUCGUCCACCGCUGCUUUGUCAGUACCCAAAGGCUCUUUUAAGAGCCACCAUCUCUGCUUCAAAAGUGCAGUUUUUACACCCGUUUUUCUACUGAAGUCAGCACGUUUAUUAAUAAUAAUAAUAGUGGUAGUUAGCCUGUUGCUUAAAUGAAAUCUAAGGGGUGAAAGUGCACUUCUAAGACAGCAUAUUUAUAAAUAAAAAAGGACUCGAUAAUUUUCUAGUCAUGAUUUGAUACCAUAUUUAAGUAAUGACUAUAAGAACUAUAAUAGCAGUUAGCGUGCUGGUUAAAUGAAGUCUGAGGAGUGAAAAUGGUUUGUGACGGCGUUGUGUGUGUUCCUAAUGAACAAAGCAGAGAGCGCGCCAAUAGAAUUGUGGCGGGCGUCUUGUGUUUCGAACGGAGGCAGAGAAGACGGUCCAAUAGUCAACAGGUGACGUAAAACGUUCUAUCGAAUAGCAGACGAGCGCGUUCGAGAUGCCCAAUCAGCGCAGGGUGGCGUUAUGGCUUAAAAAGGCCGCGUUCGUGCGCGCCGUUUAUCCUGUUUUUCUAUCCGUGAAGCGCAGAGCUCGACACUAUGGCAAGAACCAAGCAGACCGCCCGUAAGUCCACCGGUGGCAAAGCGCCAAGGAAGCAGCUCGCUACUAAGGCUGCUCGCAAGAGUGCGCCGGCUACCGGCGGCGUGAAAAAGCCUCAUCGUUACAGGCCCGGCACCGUGGCUCUGAGGGAGAUCCGCCGUUAUCAGAAGUCUACUGAGCUGCUCAUCCGCAAGCUGCCCUUCCAGCGCCUGGUGAGAGAAAUCGCUCAGGACUUCAAGACCGACUUGCGUUUCCAGAGCUCGGCCGUCAUGGCCCUGCAGGAGGCGAGCGAGGCAUACCUGGUCGGUCUGUUCGAGGACACCAACCUGUGCGCUAUCCACGCCAAGAGAGUGACCAUCAUGCCCAAGGAUAUUCAGCUGGCCCGCCGUAUUCGCGGAGAACGCGCUUAAACCACAACUCCGUCUAAUAUACACAAAGGCUCUUUUAAGAGCCACUUCCUCGUCUC